Molecule: messenger RNA, 1145 nt
Organism: Lutra lutra (Eurasian river otter)
Lineage: Eukaryota; Metazoa; Chordata; Mammalia; Carnivora; Mustelidae
Product: apolipoprotein R-like
Exons: 5
Coding region: 110-904 (264 amino acids)
Source: RefSeq, a predicted model, not a curated record
UUCCUUGGUUCAGAUCUCAAUUUACUACUGACUUAGAGCCUCUCUUCCGCCUGAUUCAGAGCAUCUGAGGACACAGAAUCCCAGUGCACUGUCUCUGAGAUGCCCCACCAUGUCCCCCACGGUGCAGAGAAUUUUCCCUGCACUGUUCUUCCUCGGGCUCCCGUUUCUACUGCAAUGCCCAUCUAUUCUAUGUGAGCCGUGUUGCCCAAUACCAGAGCUGGAGAAUGGUGAAAUCAUUUCACAACACACUAGCUCUGUGAAUAGCUGUGCUUAUUUCUAUAGAGAUGUAGUUUAUUAUAAGUGUUAUAAGAAACAUCGGUUUGAAGCUAGAUGCCAAGAAGAUGGCACACGGUACCCCAAAACACCAGCAUGUGAUGAGAACUGUGAUUUCCCUCCUGAGGUUGCCCACGGAUAUUACGAAAAAAUGAGAGGACUGCAGGCAUUAAUCAAAACUGAAGUGGUAUAUAGAUGUGACAAAGGAUACACUCUGGUUGGAGAGGCCAAACUCUCCUGCAGUUCUUCACACUGGACCCCUGAAGCCCCUCAGUGUAAAGCUCUGUGUCCAAAACCAGAAAUAGCCCAUGCAAAGCUGUCUGUGGAUAAGUAUCAAUAUCUUCAAUCUUCAAAUGUCAUCAUCCAGUGUGACUCUGGCUAUGAAUUGGUUGGUCCCCAAAGUGUCACAUGCUCAGAGAGCAGAACGUGGUACCCUGAGUUGCCCAAGUGCGAGUGGGUGAUCCCCGAAGACUGUGAACGUGUCCACAAAGGCAGAAAGAUCAUGCAGUGUCUCCUCAACCCAGGGGAUGUGAAAAUGGCUAUGGAGCUGUAUAAGUUGUCUUUGGAGAUUGAACUACUGGAACUACAGAGAGACAAGGGAAAGAAACAUACUAUGGAGACAACACUAUAAUUUCCCCCAAAAGAGGGAGAAAAAUGUACCUCCUUCAAUACAAUACAGAUCCCUUCAGGUUACCAGCUCUACUAUCCCCUUUGCACCAUCAUUUAUGGUAGUAAAUAUCUAGAAAGGAUAAUUUGUUCACAUUUAGUGCUUUGUGACUGUAGAAUUAUUGAUGAUCUUGUAGCUGAUGGUUUUCCUUUUCUGGACACAGAGUGCACACUUUGUUUCAAGUAAAAAAAUUAUGUGUCAGAAA